Molecule: messenger RNA, 693 nt
Organism: Brassica napus (rape)
Lineage: Eukaryota; Viridiplantae; Streptophyta; Magnoliopsida; Brassicales; Brassicaceae
Exons: 1
Coding region: 82-543 (153 amino acids)
Source: RefSeq, a predicted model, not a curated record
CCUCUCUAACGUAGAAGCAAGCUAAGUGUCGUGAUUAGUCUGAUUCAUAUUCCAAACGCAGUUUUAAGAGCCAGCAAAAGGAUGCAGACGGUAUCGGUGGACGAGACCAAAAACACGGUGGUGCUACGCGCUGAGCACCGGGACGAGGAAGGUCGGAAAGCUGUUGAUAAGUUCGAGUUGAAGACACGAAACCCGGAGACGAUCAAGCAAGUUGAGAAGAAGCUGAUGGAGAAAGGCGUGCAACGGAUGGAGAGGCACCCAGCCGACGGGAUCCCGCUCAAGAAACAGCCCAAGUCCGGCCACGGUGGGAAGUACACGUGGGAGGGGCCUGACCGGGUGGAGGAUUACGAGAUGCAGCCGGAUCCGCCGGCCAUGGACGAAGGUGAUCCGAACUACGACGAGGAGCAGGCGAAGAAGAAUACCGGUGGUGGUGGUGAUGACGUGGCGGUGGAGCUUGUGAAAGGAGAGGUUGAGGUGGCCAAAGAAGCGCCGACAGGUGUUGCCAGGGUCGAGGUCGAUCCUCGCUUGAUCAGCUCUCCUUGAGCAAGCAAGAAAAUGUUGGGGUCAAUGUGAGAAGGAAGAUGUACUUUCGGGGUUUGAUUUCUAAUUUCGAGCUGUUAUGUUUUAAUGUAUUAGCGACGUGGAACCCUAUUUGUGUAAAGAAAUAAUAUUCUCACAUGGUUACUUCUUCUC